Messenger RNA from Dermatophagoides pteronyssinus (European house dust mite), 306 nucleotides. RefSeq lists its product as uncharacterized. NCBI's taxonomy places the organism in Eukaryota, Metazoa, Arthropoda, Arachnida, Sarcoptiformes, Pyroglyphidae. The record is from RefSeq and is a predicted model, not a curated record.
AUAAAUAGAGCAAUAUCGAUGCUAUACAAAAUCAGUAUCAUCAAUCAGAUCAAAAAUCAACACACUAAUCUUCCAAUCGUUGUUUAUUUUUUCCUGGGAAAAACUUCUUUUUUCAAUCAAUUCAAAAUGCGAAUCUUUUUCUUCUUGUUUGCUUUGCUCGUUGCCAUUUCAACUGUAAGCGGUAUUCGAGGGUAUCGUAGACAUGGUGGUUAUGGCGGUGGACAUUAUAUUCGUCGAUCACAUGGUUAUGGUGGUGGAUAUCAUAGAGGAGGAUAUGGCAGAAGACAUUAUGGUUAGACAAUGACG